This is a messenger RNA of Leishmania mexicana MHOM/GT/2001/U1103, 846 nucleotides long. Its product is annotated as putative deoxyribose-phosphate aldolase. Gene Ontology annotation, biological process: carbohydrate catabolic process; deoxyribonucleotide catabolic process. Gene Ontology annotation, cellular component: cytoplasm. Lineage: Eukaryota; Euglenozoa; Kinetoplastea; Trypanosomatida; Trypanosomatidae. The coding region runs from base 1 to 846 and encodes 281 amino acids. Gene Ontology annotation, molecular function: deoxyribose-phosphate aldolase activity. The transcript has a single exon. The record is from RefSeq and is a predicted model, not a curated record.
AUGUGCGAUCACCAGUCGACUGCGAAGGUAGACCUCGAGAUGCUCUCGCGCCCUGGGCGCAAGGGCGAGCUCAACGACAAGAUCCUCCAGCGCGUCCGCUUCCUCGCGGCGGAGCUUCGCCUCCCCGAACUCGAGGCGAAGUUCGCACACUUGAAGGAGAGGGGCGGGGCCUGGCGCAUCGGCAGCGCUACCGACAACGUCGAUCUAUCCGCAUACAUCGAUCACACCCUACUCAAGGCGGACGCCUCCCACGCGGCCAUUGCGCAGCUGUGCGAGGAGGCAAAGACGCAUCACUUCAAGGCCAUCUGCGUGAACGGCUGCCACGUGGCUCGGUGCGCGCAGCUGUUGGCCGGCUCGGAGGUGCGGCUGGGGUGCACCUGCGGCUUCCCGCUGGGCCAGAUGACGCCUUCCAUGAAGGCGGCCGAGGCGGCCGAGGCGAUCUCGAGCGGGGCACAUGAGGUGGACAUGGUCAUCAACGUCGGCGCCCUCAAGAGCAAGUGCUACCUCGACGUCUUCAAGGACAUCAAGGGCGUCUGUGAUGUGUGCGCGAACACCGGUGUCGUGUCGAAGGUCAUCCUCGAAACCUGCCUCCUGUCGGAGGAGGAGAUCAUGGACGUGUCCAUCAUGAGUGUUGCGGCCGGCGCGACCUUUGUGAAGACCUCCACUGGCUUCAGCACGACGGGCGCAACCCCAGAGGCAGUCGACAUCAUGCUAGCCGUUGUCGGCAACACAGCUUCCGUGAAGGUGAGCGGCGGCGUGCGGGACCGUUCAACGGCGAUGCAGUACGUUCAAGCCGGUGUGAAGCGCAUUGGCACGAGCUCUGGUAUCGCCAUCGUGUCGCCAUAG